AUGGUAGCUAAAGAGUUUAAUGACGUUCUUAAAGUAGAAGACGACGAAGCAGAAGAAACACUUUCUCUUUGCGAUCUUGUAAUAAACAGCAACACAGAAGACUACAACUGCAAGGAUGACGAAUUCUCCAUUGAAGAUCGACAAGAAUUAAGCUCAUCAUCUGAAGAUUUCUUCGAGUUCUCAAGUGAAGAAUAUUUCACAUCUUCAACUAAUAAUUAUCCAACAGACGACAUCAUCUUUUGCGGAAAACGCAUCCCCAACAAGCAACAUCAUGUUCCUGAACAAACCCGGCUCAUAAACGACACCGUUCUCAAGCAACAAAAACUCCUUCAUAAAAAAUCGUCAAUAAUUAAUUACAAGCCAUUACCCUGUGGAAAGUCAAAGUGGUAUUUAUUUGUGUUUGGAUAUGGAAGGUUUCCUUCGGAAAUGGAGCUGAGAGAUAUAAAGAACAGACAGAGUAGUCGGACGAAUAAUGUGAAUGCAGCUGCAACAAUGUUGCGAUCCAACAGCAACAAUGGAGGCGAUCAAAUGAGUGAUAAGAGGAGUCAUAAAAAGAGAUUGUGGAGAUUGUUUAGCGUUUUGGGGUGUAAGAACCUGAUAGCAAACGCUGUUGCUGCUAAGGCCUCGUUUGGCUUGCGUUCUCCAUGUUUAUGA
Pistacia vera is the source of this 654-nucleotide messenger RNA. RefSeq lists its product as uncharacterized. The coding region runs from base 1 to 654 and encodes 217 amino acids. The transcript has a single exon. NCBI's taxonomy places the organism in Eukaryota, Viridiplantae, Streptophyta, Magnoliopsida, Sapindales, Anacardiaceae. The record is from RefSeq and is a predicted model, not a curated record.